AUGGACGUCGAUUGCGUCUCGCUGCCCGCCGCCGCCGCCGCCGCCGCCGCUGCAGCCACCCGGCCCUGGCCCAAGGCCGCCGCCAACGGCGGCGUCCACGAGCUGCUCGAGUGCCCCGUCUGCACCAACUCCAUGUUCCCGCCGAUCCACCAAUGCCAAAACGGGCAUACGUUGUGUUCCACAUGCAAGGCUAGAGUGCACAACCGUUGCCCUACCUGUAGACAAGAGCUUGGAGAUAUCAGGUGUUUGGCACUGGAGAAAGUAGCGGAGUCACUUGAGCUUCCCUGCAAGUACUACUCUUUGGGGUGCCCAGAAAUCUUCCCAUACUACAGCAAGAUAAAACACGAAGCGCAAUGCAGCUUAAGACCAUACAAUUGCCCCUAUGCUGGUUCUGAAUGUGCCGCAGCUGGUGACAUCCCUUAUCUUGUUUCCCAUUUGAGGGAUGAUCACAAAGUGUUUCACUGCUUCGGGCGGUACUGCUGCCUGCACUUUGAGGCGUUCCAGCUUGGGAUGGCACCUAUAUACAUGGCCUUCCUCCAUUUCAUGGGGGACGAGAAUGAGGCGAAGAACUACAGCUACAGCCUCGAGGUCGGCGCCAACGGGAGGAAUAUGGUCUGGGAGGGCACCCCCAGGAGCGUCCGCGACAGCCACCGGAAGGUGCGGGACAGCCACGACGUCCUCAUCAUCCAGAGGAACAUGGCGCUGUUCUUCUCCGGUGGCAAUCGGAAGGAGCUGAAGCUCAGGAUCACUGGCUGGAUCUGGAAAGAGCAGCAGACCCCAGAUGGCGCCUGUAUUCCCAAUCUGUGUAGCUAA
Molecule: messenger RNA, 813 nt
Organism: Miscanthus lutarioriparius
Lineage: Eukaryota; Viridiplantae; Streptophyta; Magnoliopsida; Poales; Poaceae
Source: the annotation of a GenBank genome assembly